UAAAUAAAAUCUUUAAAAAAAAAAAAUCUAACUGAAUUGAUAGAAUUUGUUCUCUUGGACUUUGCUGAUGUUCCCCAUCUCCAGUGGCUUCUAUUUGGAUUGUUCUUUGUCAUCUAUAUCAUUAUUGUGAUGAGUAAUGGCAUCAUACUUCUAAUAACAAAAUUGGACCCUGCUCUCCAGACCCCUAUGUACUUUUUCCUUGGCAAUUUUUCCUUUUUGGAAAUCUGCUAUGUUUCGGUUACUCUCCCCAGAAUGCUCAUGAACUUUCGGACCCAGAGAAGAACAAUUUCUUUACUCGCCUGUGCUACACAAAUGUGCUGCAUUCUUGUGUUGGGAGCCACAGAGUGCCUCCUUCUGACAGUGAUGGCCUAUGACCGCUACGUGGACAUUUGUAACCCUCUGCACUACCCUCUAGUCAUGAACCACAAAGUCUGUAUCCAGCUGGUGGCUGGCUCCUGGAUCAGUGGAAUUCCAGUCCAGAUAGGGCAGACAUUCCAGAUUUUCUCUCUGCCCUUUUGUGGCUCUAAUUUAAUUGACCACUUCUUCUGUGACAUCCCCCUAAUACUCAUGCUUGCUUGUGGGGAGACAUUGGUGAAUGAAAUGAUGGUCUAUCCGAUUGAUUUGUUGAUUGUUACGGUUCCCUUUCUGUUGAUACUUAUUUCCUAUGGCAAAAUCAUCUCCACAGUCCUUAAACUGCCAUCAGCCACAAGUCAGGCCAGAGCUUUCUCUACCUUCUCAUCUCAUCUUAUGGUUGUGGCAUUGUUCUUUGGAUCAGCCAUUAUUACCUAUUUAAGACCCAAAACCAGUCACUCAGCAGGAAUUGAUAAAGUGCUUUCUCUUUUCUACACUAUUGUGACUCCCUUGUUUAAUCCCCUCAUAUACAGUCUAAGGAACAAGGAAGUAAUAAAGGCAUUGAGAAAAUUGCUAUGUAAAUAA
Neomonachus schauinslandi (Hawaiian monk seal) is the source of this 936-nucleotide messenger RNA. Its product is annotated as olfactory receptor 10AG1-like. The annotation marks the transcript as partial. Gene Ontology annotation, biological process: G protein-coupled receptor signaling pathway. NCBI's taxonomy places the organism in Eukaryota, Metazoa, Chordata, Mammalia, Carnivora, Phocidae. Gene Ontology annotation, cellular component: membrane. Gene Ontology annotation, molecular function: olfactory receptor activity; G protein-coupled receptor activity. The record is from RefSeq and is a predicted model, not a curated record. The transcript is spliced from 2 exons.